AUCUAUUCACUCAUCACCUAUCUCUUUCAUUUUCCAAUUCACAAAACUCUUCUGCAACCAUUAUGGCGAGCUCACGACUAGCGAGAUUCAUAACGGAGGUUGCGCCACCGCAGUUUGUCACGGUGAUGCGGCGAAGAACGGCGAAGGUUCUCGACACGAUCAAGGAGGAAGAAAGAGAAGUUGGGACCGAUCAUUCCAUAUUUUCUUCUUCUUUGACUUCCAAAAUCUCACCGUUUACUUCACCUUGUCCUUCUUCUUCCUCCUCCUCUUCUGUUUCGGCUUCAGCUUCGUCACGUGCGGGUUCGACUAGUUUUCCGGUGACGGAAAAUAGAAGCUCUUUUUCGGUUUUCAAGAACUGAAUAAAUUUCAUCGUAUCAUGAGCCUUUUAGAUGUGUAUGUUUGUAUGCUUUUGUUGUCGUCAGACUCUGACGUGUGUGUGUGUGUGCCUCUAGAAUUUGAUUUCCCGGUAAGCUCCGGUGAUUCGGAUGAUCGGAGUGUUUUUUCCUUAACGGGUUUGUCAAACCCAGAUCAGCAUCCGAAUCAGGUUGACCCGAUUCUGUAUAAUCGUGUAAUCGAUAUGUGGAAGGGACUUUGUUCAACGUCGUUUUCAGUGUGUUGUUUAAUGAAA
Molecule: messenger RNA, 628 nt
Organism: Raphanus sativus (radish)
Lineage: Eukaryota; Viridiplantae; Streptophyta; Magnoliopsida; Brassicales; Brassicaceae
Exons: 1
Coding region: 63-359 (98 amino acids)
Source: RefSeq, a predicted model, not a curated record